ACAAUAAAAUCUGUUCUAACGCCUCUUGUAUGAUAAAAAAAAAUAUGAGUUUCUCGGCUCCAUUACAACUGGUAAGGCCUUAUAAUUCAUUUGCUGCAGAUCUGGUUUGUAUUAAGUUGGUUUUAUUGAAAUAAAUUAAACAUACUUCAUCUUUGACCAGCGUGCUCCUCUCCGUAUUUGUCGCAUUGUAAAUUUAGUUUUUGUUUGUUUUUCAAAGAAAGUGGUCAGGCAAGUAAUGGAGACCUUUUUACGAAACUACUAAAGAGAUAAUAAAUAUGAAGCAAGCAGCUAAUGAGCAGUUAUUUCGUUGUCACAUUCCAAGAAAAAAGCCAAGAUGAACAAUAAGCCAAAUGAGUGAUAUGUCACAUCUUCAACCUUGUAUUCAACGUAAGUGAAUAUUCAAAUGGCUCCCAGAGAAAGAAAAAAAUGAAAGAGAAAGCACCACUAGCUUGUUUUUUUGAGACAAGCAUCAGCAUGAAGAUGCCAUUAGUGUUCUCCCUCGGUGCAUUCUCUGUCUUUGCUCUACUCAAUUUAGGAAUUAGGAUUUAGCAUUUUGGUUGUCAUGGAUUCAGAUUGCUGGAUUCGUUUUGCUCGUUUCCAUGUGUCAUAUGGCCUUCUCUUUUCUUAGAUUUGGUCAAUGCACAUCUAUAACGUCUUAAUCUUGCUGGCUUUCAUAUAAUUGUAACAAUCUUUGUACAAUUACCAACUUACAUUUUUAUUCAACCCUGGUAUAUUUAAUGACCGUGUAGGCUGGUUCAAGGACCACUUUGAGGAAGUCAACAUCAGAAAUUUAAGUGCUGUUUAAGUUGGUAAAAAAUGAGAACAUGCGUAGCCUAUAUGUGUAAAUACUAAAAUACAAAUACUAAGAUAAUAUUAUAGUUACAAUCUCUUUAAAAAAAACAAUGAUCCAGAUGAGUUCCUUCUCAAUCCUCUGUUUUUGUCCUCAUAAGUCUCAUUGUAUCUACAGUUACAGCACAAUAAUACAUGACUGACAUGGGGAGUUUCAGACCCAAUAGUACUUAGGACAAAAAAAAACCGCCGUCUCACCUUCUCUUCUCUUCCUUCCAAUGGCAUGGCUUAUAAAUUGCACUUUCAAAAACAUUACUUCAUGGAGAAACAGGUCAUCAUUAGACCCGGUUAUUAAGAAAUGGGUCACCAUUAGACUAGGUCUUCACUGAACCGGUUAUGAUAAAACCAAUUACCUUUAUCGAAUAUGGUCUACUCACGUCUCACGGUAACAUCACAUCCAUCGAUUGAUUAUGCAAAGUCUCCGUAGAAAAAAUCGAUGAAGAUUGGUCAAAUCCGCACUAGGAUUGAAUAUUCAAUUAUGUGUGAAAAUUAAAUCUCUCAAAAUAGGAGGUUUCAGACAUCAAACAAAACACAAUGGGAAAGUGGGAGAUGGCCGUUAACUUGUCAGUAGUCUUCUGGUUUGUGCUCAUAAGCUCUUGUGCUGUCUCUGUCUCUGCACUGCAAUGCUUUAAUUUCUCUGAUUCUUUCACACCCAAUCAUGCCUACGACGUAAACCGCCGAGCCUUGCUCUCGUCUCUUUCUUCGAAUGUCCCCGCUAAUAACGACUUAUACACCACUGAUCAGAUGGGACAAGACCAGAACAGGGCAUAUGGUCUGGGGAUGUGCAUCCCAGGUUCUGAUCGACAAAAUUGCUCCAACUGUAUCUACUUUGCUUCUGUUGGGUUGAUAGACAGAUGCUCUAACCAGACAGAAGGUGUCGCUUGGGCAGAAUUUGAUACUUUUUGCAUGGUACGUUACUCCAACCGUUCGUUCUUUGGAUCGCUCGAUGUGGUACCAGUUAUUCAAUCGCUAGAGGCAGAGCCAGUUAUCCAAGUCACCUUGACAGACUUUGAUAAUGCAUGGGAGGCCUUGAUGCGUCGUGUGAUAGCCGAAGCUACCUCGUCGUCGUCAGGGUCCAACACCAUGUAUUAUGGGGCGGACAGACAACAGCUUGGUACUUCGCGGAGUAUAUACGGUUUCGUGCAAUGUAGUAAAGAUAUUUCUCCGUCGAACUGUGAACAAUGUUUAAGAAAGAACCUGGAUGACUACAGAUCGUGCUGCAGUGGGAGACAACGUGGCAUUACUGAGAGACCGAGCUGUUUCAUGCGAUGGGAUCUUGAUCCAUUCUUUGGACUUUUUGAGGAUAACGCAGCGCCAGAUCCAACUCCCCCUCCUGAAAAAGGUGACAGAAAGAUACCUAUUGGAGUUGUGGUGGGAAUCACUGGUGUUCUCACCUUCGUGAUCAGUAUGCUGCUUUCAUUAGGGGUUGCUCUUUGUAUUAGGAGAAAAACGCAAACUGAAAUUGCAGAUGACAUUACAACCUCAGGCUCAUAUCAAUUCUAUUUUAGAGAAAUUGAAGCUGCAACAUGUAACUUCCAAAAGAGUAACAAGCUUGGUCAUGGUGGAUUUGGUGAAGUUUACAAGGGAACGUUCCAGAAUGGAACCGAAGUUGCUGUGAAGAGACUCUCUACAAAUUCUGGUCAAGGUGAACAAGAGUUUAAGAACGAGGUGCUUCUUGUCGCAAAGCUCCAACACAGAAAUCUGGUUAGGCUUCUCGGGUUUUCAGUUGAAGAAGCAGAAAGGAUACUUGUCUACGAGUUUGUGCCCAAUAAAAGUCUCAACUACUUCCUCUUUGGUAAGACAGACCCUGUAAAGAGGAGUCAACUGGAUUGGAGAAAACGCCACAACAUUAUUAGAGGAAUCACUCGAGGGAUGUUAUAUCUUCAUCAAGAUUCACGGCUCACAGUUGUACAUCGUGACCUCAAAGCCAGCAACAUUCUUUUAGAUGCCGAUAUGAAUCCAAAAAUUGCUGAUUUUGGAUUGGCAAGGAAUUUCAGAAUGGACCAGACUGAAGCAAAUACAGGAAGAGUAGUCGGAACAGUCGGUUACAUGCCUCCUGAGUAUGUGGCUAAUGGGCAAUUUUCGAUGAAAUCUGAUGUGUAUAGCUUCGGAGUACUGAUUCUGGAGAUUAUUGGUGGCAAGAAGAAUAGUAGCUUCCAUCAGAUAGAUGGCUCAUUACGAAACUUGGUCACAUAUGUUUGGAGGCUUUGGAACAAUGAAUCAUUGUUGGAACUUUUAGAUCCAGCCGUUGGAGAGAAUUAUGAUAAGAAUGAAGUCACUAGAUGCAUCCAUAUCGGGUUAUUAUGUGUUCAAGAAAAUCCAGCUGAUCGUCCAACCAUGUCUACAAUCUUUCAGAUGCUCACUAAUACUUCAAUUACUCUGCAUGUGCCUCAACCACCUGGAUUUUUCUUCAGGGAUGGAGCCAACCCAUUAGCCGAGGGGUUAACAAUUGGUCAGUCUAGUAUCAUGUCUUUUGCUUGUUCUGUCGAUGAUGCAUCGAUUACAAGUGUUAAUCCUCGUUGAGAUUAUAGUCUUUCCAUAAGCCAAGACCCAAUAGUAAUUUCAUUGUUAAUGUACACCGAAGUUCACGUUA
This is a messenger RNA of Brassica napus (rape), 3442 nucleotides long. RefSeq names its product cysteine-rich receptor-like protein kinase 24. Lineage: Eukaryota; Viridiplantae; Streptophyta; Magnoliopsida; Brassicales; Brassicaceae. Gene Ontology annotation, biological process: protein phosphorylation. Gene Ontology annotation, molecular function: protein kinase activity; ATP binding. Bases 1384 to 3372 code for a protein of 662 amino acids. The transcript has 7 exons. The record is from RefSeq and is a predicted model, not a curated record.